Esox lucius (northern pike) is the source of this 3450-nucleotide messenger RNA. RefSeq names its product NLR family CARD domain-containing protein 3-like. The record is from RefSeq and is a predicted model, not a curated record. Lineage: Eukaryota; Metazoa; Chordata; Actinopteri; Esociformes; Esocidae. The transcript has 12 exons. Gene Ontology annotation, molecular function: protein binding. Bases 172 to 3441 code for a protein of 1089 amino acids.
CUGCACAAGAUCCAUUUUGAUUUGACGUGGCUGUAUAAUAUAUAUUUUUCAAUAUUUGAACUGAAAAAGGUAAUACAAAUUGUUUCAUAAUGAUUCAUCAAAGAACAAAGCAGAGAGAGUGAUCAUUUGGAGUGUAAUCAGAUAGAGAGAGAAGAGGGGACUGCCUCUAAAAUGAGUCUCUCUGGGGAGAGGGAGGAGGGGGCCUCUGCCUCUAAAAUCAGAAUGUUUGGGGAACAUGACACCACAGCUAAGAGGGUAAAACGGCAGAAGAGACCAGCCUCCACUGUACCCAGCUGUGUGUCCAUGAAGAGUGACAAGUCUAUGAGUGAACCUUUGAACUUCAAAACAGGAUAUUCAGGGGACCAUAUAAAGGGACCAGCAUCUCCUGUACCCAGCUAUGUGUCCAUGAAGAGUGACCGGUCUAUGAAUCAUCCUAUAUGGUUCAGACAGGGAGACUUCUCUACUGAUCAAAGAGACCAACAGGAGAGAUCAGAGUCUGAGAUUCUCAGUGGUCAAUCUGUCCAGAGUCAUCAAACAGACCUGUCCUCUAUAUUCAGUUUACUUGAACAGAAUAUCAUGAUGUUUGUGAAGAAAGAGUUAAAGAGGUUUAAGACAAUGCUGAGUUCAGAUCUCCCAGAAGGAUUUAAGAGUCAGAGGGAGGAUGAGGAAGGUGUGGACCCUGAAGAUGAGAAGCAGGAGAGCAGUGCUAAAGAGGGGGCUCUGAAGAUCACACUGCAUGUCCUGAGGAACAUGAACCAGAAGGAUCUUGCUGACACACUGGAGAAAAAUGAGUUUGCUGUGAUUUGCCAACAUGAUCUCAAAUCUAACCUGAAGAAGAAGUGUCAGUGCUUAUUUGAGGGUAUCGCUAAACAAGGGAACCCAACACUUCUCAAUAAGAUCUACACAGAGCUCUACAUCACAGAGGGUGGAAGUGGAGGAGUCAAUAAUGAACAUGAGGUGAGACAGAUUGAGACAACAACCAGGAAACAAACAAGACCAGAGACAGCAAUCAAAUGUAAUGACAUCUUCAAACCCACACCUGGAAAGGACAAAUCUAUCAGAACUGUGAUGACAAAGGGAGUUGCUGGAAUUGGAAAAACUGUUUCUGUCCAGAAGUUCAUUCUGGACUGGGCUGAAGGAAAAGCCAAUCAGGAUGUCCAAUUUGUAUUUCCCCUCCCUUUUAGGGAGCUGAAUUUGAUGAAAAGGGAAAAUCUCAGUUUGAUUCAACUCAUCAAUAAUUUUUUUAUUGAAACCAAUAAAGCAAGAAUCUUUAACUACAACAAAUACAAAGUUGUGUUCAUCUUUGAUGGUCUGGAUGAGUGCCGACUGCCCCUUGACUUCCAGAACAACAAGAGCUGUUAUGAUGUCACAGAGUCAACCUCAGUGGAUGUGCUGCUGACAAACCUCAUCAAGGGAAAUCUGCUUCCCUCUGCUCUCCUCUGGAUAACUACCAGACCUGCAGCAGCCAAUGAGAUCCCUUCCAAGUGUGUUGACCUGGUGUCAGAGGUGAGAGGGUUCAAUGACCCACAGAAAGAGGAGUACUUCAGGAAGAGAUUCAGUGAUGAGGACCUGGCCAGCAGAAUCAUCUCACACAUAAAGACAUCAAGGAGCCUCCACAUCAUGUGUCACAUACCAGUCUUCUGUUGGAUCGUUGCUACAAUCCUUGAGUACAUGUUGACUACAGAUGAUAAAGGAGAGCUGCCCAAGACCCUAACAGACAUGUACUCACACUUCCUUGUGUUUCAGUCCACACACAGGAAUGUAAAGUAUGAUGCCAAAAAAAAGACAGAUGCACACUUGAAUAAAGAGAGCAUUCUAACACUUGGAAAACUAGCUUUUCAACAGCUACAGAAAGGCAAUCUGAUCUUCUAUGAAGAAGACCUGAAAGAGUGUGGCAUUGAUAUCAAUGAGGCAUCAGUGUACUCAGGAGUCUGUACACAGAUCUUUAGAACAGAGCCUGUGCGCCAUGAGAAGGUAUUUUGCUUUGUCCAUCUUAGCAUUCAGGAGUUUCUAGCUGCUCUCUAUGUGUUUCUCUCAUUCAACAACAACAAUAGGAAUCUAAUAGAUGAACAACAAUCAACCAUUAUAACACAUCUGCCCUGGAAAGUACCUGAAAUAUAUUUGCACAAGACUGCUGUGGAUAAAGCCUUCCAGAGUAAGACUGGACACCUGGACCUUUUCCUUCGCUUCCUUCUGGGUCUCUCACUGGAGUCAAAUCAGAAGCAUUUACGAGGUCUACUGACAAAGACCAGAAGCAGCUCACAGAGCCAUGAAGACACAUUCAAGUACAUCAAGAAGAAGAUCAGGAAGAAUCCCUCUUCAGAGAGGUGCAUCAAUCUGUUCCACUGUCUGAAUGAACUGAAUGACCAUUCUCUAGUGGAGGAGAUCCAAAGAUACCUGAGUUCAGGACGUCUCUCCAGAGAAGAACUGUCACCUGCACAGUGGUCAGCUCUGGUCUUUGUGUUACUGACUUCAGAAGAGGAGAUUGAUGUGUUUGACCUGAAGAAAUACUCCACAUCAGAGGAAGGUCUUCUGGGGUUGUUGCCAGUGAUCAAAACCUGCAGAACUGCUCAACUGUCAGGUUGUGGAAUCACUGAGGAAGGCUGUGCUUCUCUGGUCUCAGCUCUAAAGUCAAACCCCUCACACCUGAAAGAGCUGGAUGUGAGUAACAAUGACCUGAAGGAUACGGGAGUGGAGAAGCUCUCUGCUCUGCUGAAGGACCCACAAUGUAGACUGGAGACUCUGAGACUGUCAGGGUGUGGAAUCUCUGUGCUUGCUUCUCUGGUCUCAGCUCUGAAGUCAAACCCCUCACACCUGAAAGAACUGGAUCUGAGUAACAAUGACCUGAAGGAUACAGGAGUGGAGAAGUUCUCUGCUCUGCUGAGGGACACAGAAUGUAGACUGGAGACUAUAAGACUGUCAGGUUGUGGAAUCACUGAGGAAGGCUGUGCUUCUCUUGUCUCAGCUCUGAAGUCAAACCCCUCACACCUGAAAGAACUGGAUCUGAGUAACAAUCAGCCAGAGGAUUCAGAAGUGAAAGAACUCUCUGCAAUACUGAAGGAUCCACAAUGUCGACUGAAGACUCUGAAACUGUCAGGUUGUGGAAUCACUGAGGAAGCCUGUGCUUCUCUGGUCUCAGCUCUGAAGUCAAACCCCUCACACCUGAAAGAACUGGAUCUGAGUAACAAUGACCUGAAGGAUACGGGAGUGGAGAAGAUCUCUGCUCUGCUGAAGGACCCACAAUGUAGACUGGAGACUCUGAGGCUAUCAUGCUGUCUAGUCACAGAGAAAGGCUGUGCUUCUCUGGUCUCAGCUCUGAAGUCAAACCCCUCACAUCUGAAAGAACUGGAUCUGAGCUACAAUCACCCAGGAGACUUGGGAGUCAGACUGCUCUCUGCUGGACUGGAGGAUCCACACUGGAGACUGGAGAAACUCCAGUAAGUCCUGUAG